This is a messenger RNA of Eremomyces bilateralis CBS 781.70, 680 nucleotides long. Its product is annotated as progesterone binding protein-like protein. Bases 100 to 477 code for a protein of 125 amino acids. NCBI's taxonomy places the organism in Eukaryota, Fungi, Ascomycota, Dothideomycetes, Eremomycetales, Eremomycetaceae. The transcript has 4 exons. Gene Ontology annotation, cellular component: membrane; endomembrane system. The record is from RefSeq and is a predicted model, not a curated record.
CUCCCUGACUGACAUUGGUCUAACACAAUUUCGUGAUAUCCGGACCAUCGAAAUAUUCCACGAAAGUUUCAUCAACGUCCAUCGAGCCCAUCGAUCACCAUGGCCGAAACAACAGGAUCAACCAAGGGGAAAUUCGAGCCCAAAAACCCCGUCACGCUGGCUCCACCGAAAGAUGAUCCGAUAUCAUUAGAAUACCUCUCCAAGUGUGACGGGACCCAUGAAGGAUAUCCAACCUAUGUUGCUAUCAAGGGGAAGGUAUUCGAUGUUAGCGGCAAUCCUGCCUAUGCACCAAAAGCCACCUAUAAUGUGUUCACUGGCAAGGACUCAUCGCGUGCACUGGGGCUCUCGUCACUGAAGCCCGAGGAGUGCGUCGCAGAAUGGGAGGACCUUGAUGAUGACGCGAAGAAGGUGUUGGAAGAUUGGUUCACGUUCUUUAGCAAGAGAUAUAACAUUGUCGGCGUCGUCCAAAAGGAGUGAAUGUGCAACCUCGACGCAUAUGUUCAGCGAAAGGAACGGGUCGCAAAGCUGCCCGCUGGCGUUCCUCCUAAAGAUAUUAUGUACAACUAUGUGCAUAUAUGAUUACCGAAAUCAGCCACUGCUGGGUACAAUUGACUUAGCGGCGUCUUUCCAGCCAAAAAACCUAUUCAGCGCAAAUGAAACACUCCUAUUCAGUGACCACC